AUGGGGAUAGCAGGAACGCUCAAGAACUUCCUCAGCGGCGAGCGCGUCGACGCCCAUUCAACACCACCCAACUUCCUCGAAAUCCGCAGCUCCAAGACCUUCAUCAUCUUCACCAUCGCCGUAGCCGUAUUCACAGAUAUAUUUCUGUAUGGAAUCAUCGUCCCGGUUAUACCAUUCGCCCUCUCGAAUCGAGCUGGAGUCGCAGAAGACAGUGUCCAGAAAUGGGUGUCCGUUCUUUUGGCCGUGUACGGAGGCGCGCUUCUCGUGGGCAGUCCGAUAGCAGGAUUCCUGGCCGAUCGAUCAGCUAGUCGGCGUCUCCCGCUCCUAGUCGGUCUGCUCGCUUUAGGUGGUGCAACAGUGAUGUUAUGCGUUGCGCGCGUGGUGUGGUUGAUAAUCCUAGGACGAAUACUGCAAGGCGCCGCGGCCGCCAUCGUUUGGGUAGUAGGCAUUGCGCUGUUGGUUGACACGGUUGGUGAAGAACGGAUUGGGGAGACAUUGGGAUGGGUUUCAUCGGCCAUGGGGAUUGGAUUCUUCCUCGCACCGUUGCUGGGAGGGAUUGUAUAUGAGAAGGCUGGGUACUACAGUGUUUAUUACAUGGCGUUCGCCUUGAUUGCUGUGGAUAUUGUGCUGAGGUUGGCGCUUAUCGAGAAGAAAAUCGCUGUGCAAUGGGUUGUUGAGACACCCACUCCACUCAGUGGCAGCGGGACAGCAGACCUAACGGAUGAAGAGAAGCAACAAGGCUCGGAAGCCAACGUGGUCACAGAACCCCAACCAACGGCCAACAGACAUAGCCUCAAUAAUGACCCGUCAAGUGGGAAUGCAUCUUCGCAUGGUACCAAAUUCAAAUGGCCGCCGGUCAUAACGCUCCUUGCAUCACGUCGGCUAUUGACUGCUCUAUGGGGAUGUGUAGUACAGGGAUCACUUAUGACAGCCUUCGACAGUGUAUUACCGUUGUUUGUGGAACGAGUUUUCGGGUGGAACUCGGUAGGAGCAGGUCUAAUAUUCCUAGCCCUGACAAUCCCAUCCUUCAUCUCUCCAGCCAUAGGAUACCUCUCUGAUAGUUAUGGACCCCGAUGGCUUGCAUUUUCCGGCUUUAUAUUCGCCAUUCCCUUCUGGAUCCUCCUCCGCCUAGUAACCCACAACACCCUCGGCCAAAAAGUCCUCUUCUCCGCUCUCCUCCUCUUCAUCGGCGUUGGUCUAGCCCUCGUCUUACCCCCGUUAAUGGCCGAGAUAACGUACGUCGUUGAAGCCAAAGAGCGCGAGCAGCCAGGUCGUUUCGGUGCCACCGGUGCUUACGCGCAAGCCUACGGGCUUUUCAUCGCCGCAUUCGCCGCAGGCACUCUAAUCGGUCCUGUUUGGGCGGGUUAUGUGGAGGAUAGCGCGGGAUGGGGAACCAUGACUUGGAGUCUGGCGUUGUUUAGUUUGGUGGGUGCUGUGCCGUGUGUGAUUUGGACGGGUGGGUAUAUUGGGGAUAGGAAUGCGAAGAACGCGGAGGAGAGGGCUGCUGGUGUUCAGGCUCUGGGGGAGAGAGAUGAGGAGAUGGUGGUGGGGAGUGAGAGUCCUAGGGAGGAUUCUGAGAUUCUGCAUUCUGUACAGUCUGUACAGAAGGAAGGUUGA
Messenger RNA from Glarea lozoyensis ATCC 20868, 1617 nucleotides. RefSeq names its product MFS general substrate transporter. The transcript is spliced from 4 exons. Lineage: Eukaryota; Fungi; Ascomycota; Leotiomycetes; Helotiales; Helotiaceae. Bases 1 to 1617 code for a protein of 538 amino acids. The record is from RefSeq and is a predicted model, not a curated record. Gene Ontology annotation, molecular function: transmembrane transporter activity. Gene Ontology annotation, biological process: transmembrane transport.